UGGAAUCCACAUCAGCCAAAAAGCAUAAAUUGGGCUUACAUCUGCCAGGGGUUUUAAGAAGUUCUUUUUUUUAGCAAUGGUUUUUAGAAGUUGGUCUAGUAAUAUAAAAUGACUCAAAACUUGGUUCCCUAUUUGUAGUUGUUUCUGUUUGUGGGGCUUUGUCUUCCUUGCUCAUAAAAAAGAAGAAGAGCUUUUACGAAUGAAAAGGUCCAGCAACAGCGAAGGAUAGAAAGUAAUACAUGGGCCCAACCCAACUGCCCCAAUCCUAGUAGUGAAGUGAGAAAGCACAUUUCCAACAACUGAGUAUGAGAGAGAGAGAGAGAGAGAGAGAGAGAGAGAGAGAGAGAGAGAGAGGCGUUGGUGAGGUGAGGUGAAUAACAGCGUGCAGGAUUUGGAAACAUCUUUUUCUGCCUGAUAAUUCUAUAACCGUCUACUAGUCUCAUUACAUCAAUCUGGCUGGGAUCUCCAUCGUCUCCUCUCCUCCAAACCAAUUUGUUUAAUUCAUUUCAUUAGAUAGAUAGACAAAGCAAAGACAUCCGCUCUGCUCAUAUUUUUACUUGGAAAGACAACAACGAAGAAGAAAAGAGAUCAGAUAUCAUAUAUUAGAAGAUAUGGGUGCGAUUAAGGCAGCUGUUGGAGACACUAUGCUCACCUUCUUGUGGAUUUCCUGCGCAUCGAUGCUUGGACUAGCCACCAGCUUCAUCGCAAAUGCUGUUGGGGUUCAGGACCUUCCAUGGCCGCCUCUUUUCAUCACCACCGCCCUUGUCUUCGUCCUUGUAUUUGUCUUCACCUUCCUCGGAGACGCCUUGGGUGGGGCCAGCUUCAACCCCACUGGCACUGCCUCCUUUUACGCCGCCGGCCUUGGCGCCGACACCCUCCUCUCCAUGGCCCUCCGCUUCCCUGCUCAGGCUUUCGGUGCUGUGGGUGGAGUACUAGCUAUUAACGAGGUCAUGCCACAUCAGUACAAGCACAUGCUUGGAGGGCCUUCAUUAAAAGUUGACGUGCAUACUGGAGCUAUCGUUGAGGGGGUAUUGACUUUCGUAAUAUCCUUUCUUGUCCUUAUAAUCAUACUCAAGGGUCCUCGUAGCCCAGUUUUGAAGAUGUUGCUACUUUCUGUGGUCACUGUCACAUUGGUUGUCUCCGGUUCUGUCUAUACCGGCCCUUCAAUGAAUCCAGCCAAUGCAUUUGGUUGGGCAUAUCUAAACAAUUGGCACAACACAUGGGAGCAGUUUUAUGUUUAUUGGAUUUGCCCUUUCAUAGGAGCAAUAUUGGCUGGUUGGAUCUUCCGAGCUGUCUUUCCCCCCCUACUUGCCAAAGGCAAAAAGAAGAAGGCCAAGAAGGCCUGAAGAGAAGAGGUGAGGCGGGGUAGCUUCUUUCUGGUCAUUUUCAUCAGAAGAUAAGGAGGACCUUAGGGUUGGUAAACCUGUCUUCAAAUUGUGGAUCAAAUAAAAUGACUGUCUAGUCAAGUUGUGCUUUGGCGUUGGCAUUCUUUAUGCAAGUGCUGGCAAUGAAUUUCAGUGUGUUCGACGAGAGAGCAUUGAUAAUAGUUGGGUUAAAUGGCAAGCUUUGUCAUCCGUUCAUUAGAUAUUUCUCCCUUCCA
Messenger RNA from Prunus persica (peach), 1600 nucleotides. RefSeq names its product aquaporin SIP1-2. Bases 612 to 1346 code for a protein of 244 amino acids. The record is from RefSeq and is a predicted model, not a curated record. NCBI's taxonomy places the organism in Eukaryota, Viridiplantae, Streptophyta, Magnoliopsida, Rosales, Rosaceae. The transcript is spliced from 4 exons. Gene Ontology annotation, cellular component: membrane. Gene Ontology annotation, biological process: transmembrane transport. Gene Ontology annotation, molecular function: water channel activity.